This is a messenger RNA of Penaeus indicus, 1088 nucleotides long. RefSeq names its product class A basic helix-loop-helix protein 15-like. Gene Ontology annotation, molecular function: protein dimerization activity; E-box binding; DNA-binding transcription factor activity, RNA polymerase II-specific. The transcript has a single exon. NCBI's taxonomy places the organism in Eukaryota, Metazoa, Arthropoda, Malacostraca, Decapoda, Penaeidae. Gene Ontology annotation, cellular component: nucleus. The coding region runs from base 16 to 669 and encodes 217 amino acids. Gene Ontology annotation, biological process: sensory organ development; axon development; positive regulation of transcription by RNA polymerase II. The record is from RefSeq and is a predicted model, not a curated record.
ACUGCAGAAGUCGCCAUGUCUGUGUCCGAGUGGUACUUUCCCGCGUCGCACCCGGCCUACCCGGGGCCCCUCGCCUCCGACGCGCUCUACCUGGACCAACUGAGCUGCGUCAGCCCGGCCUACUCCAGCCCGCCCUACACCACAGGCUCCUACGGCCUCUCCGCACAGUGCGCCAGUGCCGUGGCGCCCCAAGAAUCCGAGCUCUGGAACUCUACGGAAGGCACGAGCUGCUCCGACGGACGCCCCAGCCCCUCGUCGUCGCCCGUCAGUAGCUGCGAGAGCAUGGAGGGCGGCUCGCCACACACGUGGUCCUCGCACGGCUCGGGGCCUUCGUCGUGGUCGUGGGGCGCCCCUGGAACCACGCACCCUGUGCUGGCCGCCGUGUCCGACCUCACCGCCGCCGACUCGCCCGUCGUGGUCGCCGCCUCCCGCAGGAGCCAGUCCAAGUCGCGCCGACGGCCGCCCAAGUCCGUGGGGCGCGAGGUGAUCAAGAGGCGCCGCCUGGCCGCCAACGCGCGCGAGCGGCGGCGCAUGAACGGCCUCAACAACGCCUUCGACAAGCUGCGCGACCACAUCCCGGCGCUCAGCGGGGACCAGAAGCUGUCCAAGUUCGAGACGCUGCAGAUGGCGCAGACGUACAUCUCGGCCUUGGUGGAGCUCCUGCAGUAGCGCGCAGGAGGGGAAUGAGUAGGAUCUGGUCAGCUGGAAUGUGCGAGUUCCAGUCCACAAAGUCUUCUUCCGUCUGAGUGGAUAUUUGUGCCUCUCUCGUCGCGGGCGGAGCGUCGCGCGGGAUUCCAACCUGUGAUGCCCUUUGAGUGAAGUGUCGCCGGCAGUCAGUGUGAAGUGACAUCUCGCGCCCUGAAAAGAGCAAGACGAAAAAAUCUCCGUGUGUGAUGUUGACGGUGAAGAGUGCCCCGUUUGACCCAGAUUUGGCAGUGUCUCGUGCCCAGGAAGCCCUCCAUCUGGCAGUCAGCUCAGCGGGGCGGAAUAUUCACCGAACUGUGUCGACGUCACCGAAAUAAUAAUAGUAAAAAAAAGAUAUAUUGUCAGUGCUGAGCCACAGCGUCAGCACUCAGAGAUUAUAUGUA